AUGACGACAACGGCGAAGGGGGCUGCGGGAAAGGCGCAGGAUCCGUCAGAGUUGGUCUAUGAGACAGUGCCCCUGACGGCACAGCUCGCUGAGCAGCCAAAGGGCGUAGCAGGGAAGCUCGAGGGGCAUGCAUUGUGGGACAGCGUGGGCAGGCCGAAGUAUGUCGUUGCGCCCAUGGUAGACCAGAGCGAGCUGGCCUGGCGAAUUCUCUCCCGAGCACACGGCGCCAACCUCUGCUACACCCCCAUGUUCCACGCCGCCCUCUUCUCCAGCACCGACCGCUACCAGCAAGAAAUGUUUGACCUCUCGCCUGACUCGCUCGAAGGUGUUGCGCCCUACGACCGCCCGCUUGUCGUCCAGUUCUGCGCGAACGACAAGGAUCAGUUCCUGGCGGCGGCGAGGAAGGUCGAGGGCAAGUGCGAUGCGGUAGACCUCAACUUGGGAUGUCCGCAGGGGAUCGCCAAGCGAGGGCGGUACGGCGCGUUCUUGAUGGAGGAGUGGAACCUCAUCCGCGAUCUCAUCUCGCACCUCCACAAGAACCUCGCAACCCCCAUCAUCGCCAAGAUGCGGGUCUACCCAACGCUCGCCAAAACCCUCCACUACGCCUCCCACGUCUACUCCUCCGGCGCCCAGCUACUCACCAUCCACGGCCGGACGCGCGACAUGAAAGGCCAGCAGACCGGGCUCGCCUCGUGGGACAAGAUCCGCGAAGUCGUUAAGCUUGUCUCGCCCAAGGUGCCGGUGCUCGCGAACGGCGGGUGCCCGAGCGCGGAGGAGGUCCAGCCUUGUUUGGAUCAGACCGGCGCGUAUGCGGUCAUGUCGGCCGAGGGGAACCUCUACAACCCGUUCGGCCUCUUCCGCGACAACGCAGCGGAAGGAGGGGCGUACGUCGAGAAGCUUCCUGAGCCAAUGCAGUCGGCCUUCAAGGCGUGCGAGGACGAGCUGGAUUUGACUGGCGCAGGGUGGGAUCGGGACAACGCCGCGUACGCUCCAGCGACGUUCGUCGCGUCCGAGUACCUCGCGAUCGUGCGGACGCUGCCGUCGACCAAAACGGCUACGAGUGCGAUCAAGGCGCAUCUCUACAAGCUGUUCAGGCCCGUGUGGGCGGCGGGCAGGCACCUCGAGAUGAGGGAGAAGCUUGGGCGGGCAGGCGGAGGAGCGGGCGUCCUCGAGUAUGCCGAGCGGGUCACGCAGUACCAGGCUUGGGUCGACGACUUCCGGGAACUGAUCAAGAUGGACCGCGCAUCCGGCCUCCUCCCGCCCGACACAAACCGCCCACUCACCCACCCCGAAGUCCUCACACUCUUCAACGGCGUCGUACCCUACUCGCAUUGUCAGCCGUAUCUGAGGGUGACGAAGCCCGUCGAGGGAAAGGAGGAGGACGAGUUGAAGAAGGUUGAUGGUGAGGCGAAGAGGAAGAGGGACGCGGAGGAGGGACUGGUCAUCGCUAGUGGCGCGACAGACGGCCCGCUCGACGACGCCUCGAAGCGCCUCAAGCCCUCCCCUCCCUCACCCGCACCCGCCUCAAUCGACCCAACAGCACCCACGACCUCCGCCCCUCCCCGACCCGCAACCACCUCCUGCCCCGGCGUCCCCGCCCACUACUCGUGCUCCAACGUGCUCAGCACAAAGUGCUCGCACGGGCUGUGCAAGGCGUGUUGCGCGCUCUCCCGAUCUUCUGGCGAGGCGGGCAAGGGGUGUGAGUUUCAUGAGGAGAAGGAGCGGAAAGAGGAGGCGGAGAAGGAGAGACGGAGGGAGUUGAGUAGGCUCAAGAGGGAGAGGGGGGAGCAGCGCGUGAGGGAGAAUGAGGAGAGGGUCAAGAGGGAGGCGGAGGAGAAGAGGAGGAAGAGGGAGGAGGAGAGGGCGAGGAUCCCGGGCGAGGACGAGAAGGAGGAGAAGCGUGCGUAG
Rhodotorula toruloides NP11 is the source of this 1908-nucleotide messenger RNA. Its product is annotated as trna-dihydrouridine synthase 1. The transcript is spliced from 5 exons. Gene Ontology annotation, biological process: tRNA processing. The coding region runs from base 1 to 1908 and encodes 635 amino acids. Gene Ontology annotation, molecular function: flavin adenine dinucleotide binding; tRNA dihydrouridine synthase activity. The record is from RefSeq and is a predicted model, not a curated record. Lineage: Eukaryota; Fungi; Basidiomycota; Microbotryomycetes; Sporidiobolales; Sporidiobolaceae.